AUGGCUCGUGUAAUCGAAGCUCCUGCUAUAGAUGAAGAAGAAAUCCAAAGAAUAUACGAAUGGGUUGAUGAUAUUCCUCUUUCCCGUCCAAAGCGUAACAUUACUAGAGAUUUUGCAGAUGGAGUUAUGAUGGCUGAAACCAUAAAGCACUUCUUUCCAAAGCUCGUAGAAAUCCAUAAUUAUCCUCAAGCACAUUCUGUUCAGCAAAAAGUGGCUAACUGGAACACUUUAAAUACAAAAGUGUUUAGGAAGAUGGGUUUCCAAAUAGCUAGAAGUGAUAUUGACAGCAUAGUCAACUGUGCGCCAGAGGUAAUUGAACGAGUCCUUAGACUUAUUCAAGAAAAAAUAAAUGAAUAUAAAGACAGAAAGCCUGAGCAAGAUGAAAGUCCUCCUCAAGGCGCAAGACUUCAAGGACUCGCAAAACCUAAAGGACAGAGCCAAAGCCCAACUGAAGUGAAAGCUCAACCUAGUAAUUCGGCAGUAAGAGAAAAAGAGCAAGUUAUAAAUGAACUUAAAGAAACAAUUGAAAUUAUGGAAAAUAAAAUUGCCAAACUUGAGCAGCUAGUCAAGCUGAAGGAUUCGAAAAUCCAGAUUUUAACGAGCAAGUUGCAAGCAGCAGGGUUGAGUUAA
This is a messenger RNA of Blepharisma stoltei, 630 nucleotides long. Lineage: Eukaryota; Ciliophora; Heterotrichea; Heterotrichida; Blepharismidae. The record is from the annotation of a GenBank genome assembly.